This is a messenger RNA of Elaeis guineensis (African oil palm), 1666 nucleotides long. Lineage: Eukaryota; Viridiplantae; Streptophyta; Magnoliopsida; Arecales; Arecaceae. The record is from RefSeq and is a predicted model, not a curated record.
CUUCGGAGUCCUUCGCUAUCUUUUUCUCGGUGGUCGAAGAAGAGUGCGUGAGAAAUGAGGAGGAGCUCCUCCGACGAGGAGCAGCAGGUGAUCUCUGAAGGAGGGAGGGGUACAUGGAGGCACGCGGCGUUCCACGUGGCGACCACUAUCGCCACGCCGGCGGCCUAUGCUCCCUUGCCCUUUGCUCUCGCAUCCCUUGGCUGGCCUCUUGGUGUUUGCUGUUUGGUUGGUGGAACACUCGUGACAUGGUAUUCCAGUUUAUUAAUUGCUUCAUUAUGGGAAUGGAAUGGAAAGAAGCACACUACUUAUCGUCUACUUGCAAAAAGUAUAUAUGGAUCCUGGGGUUAUUGGUCUGUAACACUCUUUCAACAAGUGGCUUCUUUGGGCAAUAAUAUUGCUAUCCAUAUUGCUGCUGGAAGCAGUCUUAAGGCAGUGUAUAAAUAUUAUCACAGGGAUGGUACUUUAACAUUACAGGAUUUCAUUGUUUUCUUCGGGGCCUUUGAGCUACUUUUAUCACAACUCCCAGAUAUUCACUCACUACGGUGGGUAAAUGCCUUGUGCACAUUUAGUACCAUAGGCUUUGCUGGAACAACCAUUGGUGUGACUAUAUACAAUGGAGAAAAUAUUGACAGGAAGUCAAUCAACUACACAUUGCAAGGGAGCACUUCAUCUAAAAUUUUCAAAGCCUUUAAUGCUCUAGGUGCGAUUGCUUUCUCAUUUGGAGAUGCAAUGCUUCCAGAAAUACAGAAUACUGUAAAGGAACCUGCAAAGAAGAACAUGUACAAAGGUGUAUCAGCUGCAUAUGGGAUUAUUGUUUUGACAUACUGGCAACUGGCUUUCACUGGUUAUUGGGCAUUUGGGUCUCAAGUUCAGCCUUACAUCUUGUCCUCCCUCACGAUUCCAGGAUGGACCAUUGUCAUGGCGAAUAUAUUUGCUGUUAUUCAAAUAUCAGGAUGCUUUCAGAUAUACUGCAGGCCAACUUAUGCAUAUUUUGAAGAGCGAGUUCUGUCUAAAAAUACAACUUACGGCAUGCGCAUCCAGAAUGCUCUAUGGAGACUUGCUCUUACCUCAAUCUAUAUGGCUUUGAUUACUCUAACUGCUGCUGCCAUGCCGUUCUUUGGAGACUUUGUUUCCAUCUGUGGAGCUAUUGGGUUCACCCCUCUAGAUUUUGUGUUCCCAGCCUUAGGUUUUCUAAAAUCUGGAAGAAUGCCCAAGAACGGCAGACUAAAACUUCUGGUGCAGAUACUAAACACUGCCAUUGUUAUUUGGUUCUCUUUUGUUGCAAUACUGGGUUGCAUAGGUGCUGUGAGGUUCAUUGUCAUUGACAUCAAGACAUACAAGUUCUUCCAUGACAUGUGAUCUUAUAUUUUAGCUCAUCCAUGUCCCCAUCGCCAGGGUGUUGAUUAGCUUUCUGGAUUCUGGGCUUAAGCCUGCAGAUUAUGCUGUUAGACUGAAUGGCCGUGAGUUGGACACUUCAAAUUGAUUCCAGACCAUGCAUGGAAGUGUUUGAUCUUACCAAAGCUUGUUUGACUAGCUUGGGAAUUCAAUUUAAACCUUAUUAUUUGUAUUGUUUAAGUUUUUGAGAUAAUUGUAUUAUGUAAUUUGUUUUUUUUUGGAGAUAAUUGUACAUGACCAUCUUGUUUAAUGAGGCUGUGAUUUGUGAAGA